CAGCGCGGCGGUUGAAAUUCAAAAGUGGCGGGUGUGGCAGGUGGCCAGGCCCCUUCGGCGCUCGGGCUGUGUCGCGCGAGCCCGCGGAGGACGCAGGUCCCGGGACGCCGGCCCCCCGUCCCCUUCCUUUGCAUCCGGUCUUGUGAGGACCGCAAUGGACAUGCAGGCGCAGAGGCCCCCUUUAUUGGAAGUGAAGAGGAACUUGGAGCUGAAGACAGCCCUGGUCAAGGCCUCUUCCCGACUGCCCCUUCCAGGAACCAGGCUCAAGAGGGGUCCUGACCAGAUGGAGGAUGCCUUGGAGCCUGCAAAGAAACGGACACGAGGCCUGGGUGCAGUGACCAAAAUUGAUACAUCCCGCCCCAGAGGAGCAGUCCUCAGCACAGUGUCACAGACACAGGGCCCGGCUGCAGCUCCGAAAGGCCCUAAGAAGACAGGACUUCGUGGCUGCACCACGGUCGGUCCAGUGCUGAAGAACCAGAAGCCAGCUCCUGCUGUUCCUGCCCAGAAGCCUGGCACAUCGGCUGCCCCUAUGGUGGUAGGGAAGAGGCCUGGUAAACGUCCUGCCUGGGACUUGAAGGGUCAGUUGUGCGACAUCAAUGAAGAGCUGAAGCGCUAUCGGGAGAAGACGCAAAAGCUGGACCAGGAGAACCGGGGGCUUCAGGAGCAACUCAGAGAGGCCCAGGAGCAGGCUGAGGCCCUGGGGACAGAGCGGAACACCCUGAAAGGGGAGCUGGCCAGUGUACGGACCCAGGCCGAGCAGAGCCAGCAGAAACUGGACACUCUGUGUGUCCGGGUCUUGGAGCUGGAGGAAUGGCUGGGUACCAAGGAAAGGCUGAUUCAGGAGCUUCAGAGAGGACAGCUGGAAUUGCAGGAGGAACGGAAGGCACUGGCCACCCGGCUGGAGGAGCAAGAGAGGAGGUUACAGGCCUCAGAAGCAGCUCUGUCAAGCAGUGAAGCGGAGUUGGAGUGUCUGCGGCAGAGGACUGCAGCCCAGGCAACCUCACUGGUCGAGCAGGGAGACCGGCUGCACGGGCUGGAGAUGGAGCGCCGCCGGCUCCACAACCAGUUGCAGGAGCUGAAGGGCAACAUCCGGGUGUUCUGCCGGGUGCGCCCUGUCCUUGCAGGGGAACCCACUCCAUCCCCUGGCUUCCUCCUGUUUCCCCAUGGCCCUGCUGGACCGUCUGAUCCCCCAACCCGCCUUAGCCUCUCACGGUCUGAUGAUCGGCGUUCGACCCUGACUGGGGCACCAGCACCCACUACCCGCCAUGAUUUCUCCUUUGAUCGGGUAUUCCCACCAGGAAGCAAACAGGACGAAGUAUUUGAGGAGAUCUCCAUGCUUGUCCAGUCAGCACUGGAUGGCUACCCUGUGUGUAUCUUUGCCUAUGGACAGACAGGCAGCGGCAAGACCUUCACUAUGGAGGGCGGGCCUGGGGGAGACCCCCAGUUGGAGGGGCUGAUCCCUCGGGCCCUGCGGCAUCUGUUCUCUGUGGCCCAGGAGAUGAAUGGCCAGGGCUGGACAUACAGUUUUGUGGCAAGUUAUGUAGAAAUCUACAAUGAGACUGUCCGAGACCUGCUCGCCACUGGGACCCGGAAAGGGCAAGGAAGCGAGUGUGAGAUUCGUCGGGCAGGUCCAGGGAGUGAGGAGCUUACUGUCACCAAUGCACGCUAUGUCCCUGUUUCCUGUGAGAAAGAGGUGGAGGCUCUGCUCCAGCUGGCUCGCCAGAAUCGGGCCGUGGCCCGUACUGCCCAGAAUGAGAGAUCAUCACGCAGUCACAGUGUGUUCCAGCUGCAGAUUUCUGGAGAGCAUGCUGCUCGGGGCUUGCAGUGUGGUGCUCCCCUCAACCUUGUGGACCUGGCUGGGAGUGAACGGCUAGACCCUGGCUUAACCCUGGGCCCUGGGGAGCGUGAUCGCCUUCGGGAAACGCAGGCCAUCAACAGCAGUCUAUCUACAUUGGGACUGGUCAUAAUGGCCCUAAGCAAUAAGGAGUCCCAUGUGCCUUACCGAAACAGCAAGCUUACCUACCUGCUGCAGAACUCGCUGGGCGGCAGUGCCAAGAUGCUCAUGUUUGUGAACAUUUCCCCUCUGGAAGAGAAUGUCUCCGAGUCUCUCAAUUCACUACGCUUUGCUUCCAAGGUGAACCAGUGUGUUAUUGGUACUGCUCAGGCUAAUAAGAAAUGAAGAUGGAGCCACAGCCUGAUUCCUGUGCAAGCGAGUGUGCAUGUGUCUCUGUGUGUUUUGGUGUGUAUGUUCUUGGUGGGGGUGGGGGUUGAGAAAUGCUUUUAUUGGGUGGACAACAUUAUGUAUCUAAUUAUCAAAUAAAGAAAUUUUGUUGUAGGCUUAAAACAUUUUUCUUAGAUUUUUUUAUAAUGUAUAAUUGUUUUGCUUGGGUGUGUAUGCAUGUGCACCAUGUAUAUGUCUGGUGUUCCUUGAAUUCAGAAGAGGGCUUCCGGUGCCCUGGAACUACGGAUGAUUGUGAGUGGGUUCUGCGAACAGAACCUGGGAUCCUCUGCAAAAGCAGUAAGUGCUCUUAACCACUGAGCCAUCUCUCCAGCCCUUGUUACAGCUCUUAAAUAAAGGUAUUAAUACUAGUAGCUGCUACAGGAAUGUAUUGUAAACAAAUACCUGUAAGCAUGUAGAAGUGUCCAUUCUGACAUGUGUUUUGCAGUGAGGCUAUAGGCUCUCCUCUCUUAGCUUUCGCUUGGCUAGGCAUCCUUUGCUGUCCUGAUGCCGCUUCUCUAUUCUUCAGCACACGGAGUUGUACCCAUAGCUGCCCACUGCCUGGCCCCAGGCCCAGCCCGGGACAGAAUGUUCUUGUCUGGUGUGAGAGUUGCCAGGGCGCUCCACAUUCUCUCCCUUUCCCUGCCCACCGGUUCGAACUAUCGGUCCCUGCCGCCCGCUGCCCAUUGGUUGGCCACGGGCACGUCACCGCCUCGCUGCUAGCCCCGACGUCCUUCCCCGCUCCGGAGGAGCGCAGCCACCGGGGUUCUCGCGGCGGGAGGUGUGGCUGGCUGCCCAGGUGCUGCGCCCAGGCGGGGCCGCGCGUGCGCAGAAGGGCGGGGCGACAGGAAGUGUGAAUGGGGGAGGGCGGUGCCGCGUGCG
This is a messenger RNA of Peromyscus californicus insignis, 3100 nucleotides long. RefSeq names its product kinesin family member C1 (gene Kifc1). The record is from RefSeq and is a predicted model, not a curated record. Gene Ontology annotation, molecular function: microtubule motor activity; ATP binding; microtubule binding. Gene Ontology annotation, biological process: microtubule-based movement. The coding region runs from base 155 to 2179 and encodes 674 amino acids. NCBI's taxonomy places the organism in Eukaryota, Metazoa, Chordata, Mammalia, Rodentia, Cricetidae. The transcript is spliced from 11 exons.